This is a messenger RNA of Cuscuta europaea, 1688 nucleotides long. The record is from the annotation of a GenBank genome assembly. NCBI's taxonomy places the organism in Eukaryota, Viridiplantae, Streptophyta, Magnoliopsida, Solanales, Convolvulaceae.
UGACUCCUCUUCUCAAGCUCAACAAGUUCACAUAUCCUUAGCUGGGGAUAAACACAUACGAGUGUCAUGGAUUACUAGUGAUAAAUCGUCUCCUUCACUGGUUGAAUAUGGAACAUCACCAGGAAUAUACACCCUAGCAGCUGAAGGAGAAAGUACUGGGUAUAAGUAUCCAUUCUACACCUCAGGGAAGAUACACCACACGGUGAUCGGACCACUGGACAAUGACAAAGUGUAUUUUUACAGAUGUGGAGGAACAGGUCCCGAGUUUCAGCUCAAAACUCCACCUUCCAAGUUCCCUUUAACUUUCGCUGUGUCAGGCGAUCUGGGGCAGUCCGAAUGGACCGUCUCGACUUUAGACCAUAUAGGCCGAUGCAGCUAUGAUGUUCAUUUGGUACCUGGAGACCUUUCCUAUGCUGAUUACAUUCAAAGGCGGUGGGACACAUUCGGUAAGCUGGUGCAGCCUCUGGCUAGUGCAAGGCCAUGGAUGGUGACCCAAGGGAACCAUGAUAAGGAACACAUCCCCUUAUUUAAGGAAGGGUUCGAGUCUUAUAACUCGAGGUGGAAGAUGCCUUUUACAGAAAGCGGUUCUUCUUCAAACCUGUAUUACUCAUUUGAUGUUGCCGGAGUUCAUGUUGUCAUGCUUGCUUCUUAUACUGAUUAUGACGAGCACUCUGAUCAAUAUCUUUGGCUGAAGGCUGAUCUUCUCAAUUUAGAUCGCAAAAAGUCGCCAUGGUUAGUCGUGCUAUUCCAUGUGCCAUGGUGUAACAGUAAUGUAGCCCAUCAAGGGGAAGGAGAUGACAUGAUGGAAACAAUGGAGCCUUUGCUUUAUGAUGCCGGUGCAGACAUCGUGUUUGCUGGCCAUGUUCAUGCUUAUGAACGAACGAGCCGAGUCUACAAUGGCAAAAUCGAUAUAUGUGGCCCUGUCCAUAUAACCAUAGGUGAUGGAGGGAACAGAGAGGGCUUAUCAACCGAUUAUAAAGAACCACAACCAGAGUGGUCUAUGUUCCGUGAAGCUAGCUUUGGACACGGCGAGCUCGUGAUUGUGAAUGCAACUCAUGCAUAUUGGAGUUGGCAUCGCAAUGAUGACGAUGAACCAGUGAAGUCUGAUGAAGUGUGGAUGACUUCAUUGAGUGCUUCAGCGUGCAAUGACGUAGGCGGUGGUCAUUAAUGGAGGGAGUUCGGGUGGCCCUCAUUCUCAACAAUCAACCAAAGUGUCCGUUCAUCACAUAGCUUACACAGAAAGUCAGAAAGGCAGUAGUUUGGCAUGUUCCAACCUGCUCCUUGAUGCGUCUCUAAGGUUGUUUAGAAUCACCUUUUUUAAAGGUAAUUUGUAAAAAUGGACAUAUAGGGGAUGUUUGGAAUUGAUUCUGCUUCUGCUUCUUUUUUAAAGCAAAAGCAGAAUCAGAAUCAGUUUUCAGAAGCUGUUCACCCCCAGCUUCUAAAAAAACUGAUUCUAGGAGUAAAUUAGAGCACUUCUGGUUCUGCUCCCUGAAGGAGCAGAAGUAGUUUUAAGAAUCAGAUCCAAACAUCCACAUAAUUCACAUAUGACAUGUAACAUACUAUGUACGGACUAUAUGAUUUAUUAGUAGUAGUUUCAGACAUGUGUGGCUAUAUAUUGUUUCAAGAAUCCUACAGUCACCGUUCUUUGACUUAAACACAUCCUGUUGCCUUAUUUUGACUGAUGGUGC